Messenger RNA from Eutrema salsugineum, 897 nucleotides. Its product is annotated as F-box/LRR-repeat protein At3g48880. The transcript has 2 exons. The coding region runs from base 1 to 897 and encodes 298 amino acids. Gene Ontology annotation, molecular function: protein binding. NCBI's taxonomy places the organism in Eukaryota, Viridiplantae, Streptophyta, Magnoliopsida, Brassicales, Brassicaceae. The record is from RefSeq and is a predicted model, not a curated record.
AUGGUAUUCAAAGGAUGGGAAAAUCUGGACACUGACAUACUAGUGAUGAUUUUUAAGAAGUAUCUUAGCCUCGAUGAGUUGACUUCUGGAGUAGCUCAUGUCUGUAGAGGAUGGCGUGUGGCUUGCUGCGAUCCCAUUCUGUGGAACACGCUCGAUUUAUCACACAUGAGAUCUAACUUCUUCGAAUUGUCAUGUAAGCCAUAUGUGUACGUGGAUAGCCACUCUGAUAAGGCACUGACUCGGAUCUUGAAACUCUCCAUGAGUCUUAGCAAGAGAAACACAAAGACCUUGAUUUUCCAUUACGACUUGUUUCCCAAUGGUGACAUGCUUACUUACACCACAAGAAGGUGUCCAAACUUGAGACGCUUGGUGCUACCAUCUUGGAACAGACUAACAGAGAGGAGUGUAUGUGAUGCAAUAAGCUACUGUAAGAAACUAGAGUCACUAACAAUGCCAAGCUUGGUAAACCCGCAUUUUGUCUUCUCGGCGAUCCGAGAGAACUGCAAGAAAUUCAGAGAGCUCAAGAUAAUGGGUCCCAUCAAUCUCUUCUGCAUCCAGAACCUCGUCUGCCUCCUCCCGAAGCUGGAAGUCCUCAGCCUCAGAUGCAACUCUAUACACAUAGAUGCGCUCGCAAAGAUCUUUGAGAAAAUGAAAAGACUCGAGGUUCUCAAUAUUUCUCAUUCUUACAUCGAGUUUGGGGAAGAUACGACGACGGAGAUUCCAUGGAGAACGAAAAUAGAGAAGGCCUCGCAGUUGAAGCAGUUUGUGGGUUGUGUGGAUCCUGGGACUUGCGUCAUAUGUCAGUGGACGGAGAAAGAUGAAGGGUUCAUGAACUGGAAUAUGUAUGAUGAUGAUGGGCUAUGGAAAGAAGACGAAGUAAGCUCUCUUCAUCUCUGA